GACGCCAAGGCGACCGGAGCCAAAGGCGCUGGCGAGAGGUGCAUAGGCCUGAGAGUUCCGAGUGUCGACGUGUCCCUCUGGGACUGUAACGGUGUCCAAGCAGUCCCAGCGUGGGAGCGUCGCGGGGAUCCAAACGUUCUUUGGCUCGCCCGCCCCCAUCCUCAGCGGAGAUGGUACUGCCCGGAAGUGCGGACGGAGUCUGCGGCUGCGCCUCUUGCGAAAGGGCAGGGUCCCGGGACUGGUCACUUCCGCACUUCCGCUUUCCGGCCCAGCCAGCGCCCGCGAUGACUGCCACUCUCCGCCCUUACCUCAGUGCCGUGCGGGCCACGCUGCAGGCUGCCCUCUGCCUGGAGAACUUCUCUUCCCAGGUUGUCGAACGACACAACAAGCCAGAGGUGGAAGUCAGGAGUAGCAAAGAGCUCCUGUUGCAACCUGUUACCAUCAGCAGGAAUGAGAAGGAAAAGGUGCUAAUUGAGGGCUCCAUCAAUUCUGUGCGGGUCAGCAUUGCUGUGAAACAGGCUGAUGAGAUCGAGAAGAUUUUAUGCCAUAAAUUUAUGCGCUUCAUGAUGAUGCGAGCAGAGAAUUUCUUUAUCCUUCGAAGGAAACCAGUGGAGGGGUAUGACAUCAGCUUUCUGAUCACUAACUUCCACACAGAGCAGAUGUACAAACACAAGUUGGUGGACUUUGUGAUCCACUUCAUGGAGGAGAUUGACAAGGAGAUCAGUGAGAUGAAGCUGUCAGUCAAUGCCCGAGCCCGCAUUGUGGCAGAAGAAUUCCUCAAGAAUUUUUAAACCAUCUGGCUGGAUCUCGUGGCCUUCCCCUCAGCCUCCCCUGUGUCUCUGUGUCUGCGAAGGUGUCUUGGAGUCACUCCCCAGAGCGGCAGCAGAAGCAGCAGCAGCAGCUGGGAGCUGGGUCGGGUGGGCAUUGGAUAUGGGAGGGGGGUGUGGUAUGCUUGCUAACUGGGCAAGAAAGCAGCAGUGGACCUGCCCCAAGGUCAUAUGUGCCUGGUCAGGCUGGCUUCUGAUGUUCAGUCUCCUGGGCCGAGACAGAUUUUUUUUAACAUCUUGAAACUUAAACUCUGUGCUUGUAGGAGACUGUAACCUUUUUGUCUUUUUUUUUUUUUUUUUUUUUUUUUUUUUUAAACAGCCUCCACCUCUAGUGGCUGUGACCGGUCCCAGUGAUUGUACCUUAUUGGUCGCUGUGGGUCUGGGCGGGCCUGGAGCCAGAAGGCGACUAUUUUUCCUGUGCCACCCCAGGUGGAGAGAGAGAGAGGUUUCAGACUCCAGUUUCUCUUCCUUGCUGUCUUAUUUGCAAUCCUCCUUAGGCCCAGUAGAGGUGGUAGGGACCCUCUACUAGCUUUCUGAGCUCUUCUUGAGCUCAGCACUGGCUGGGAACAAGGGUUGAAUCCAUGUUUGCCAGUCAGGCAUAGGAGCUAAGGCCCCAGAACCAGGCAUCUUCUGGCUGCAGGGGCCACCUGGUGCCCUCCCCGCCUCCCCAGCUGAGAGGCGCCACAUCUCACCUAGUCUGGGUACAGUGCCUGUGUUGCAGGUGGAGAGGUGAGUCCUCCAGAGCGCCCAGCUGGGCCUUGCCUACUCUGGCUCCUCUGCUCCCAUGCUCGCUGUCUCUGAUUCUGGUGGAUCCUCCCUUCCCCUAAUUAAAGUCUCUUCCUGCCCCUUUGGGGCUGCAUGA
Molecule: messenger RNA, 1689 nt
Organism: Nannospalax galili (Upper Galilee mountains blind mole rat)
Lineage: Eukaryota; Metazoa; Chordata; Mammalia; Rodentia; Spalacidae
Gene: Arpc4
Product: actin related protein 2/3 complex subunit 4
Exons: 6
Coding region: 171-791 (206 amino acids)
Biological process (GO): actin filament polymerization; Arp2/3 complex-mediated actin nucleation
Cellular component (GO): actin cytoskeleton; Arp2/3 protein complex
Molecular function (GO): actin filament binding
Source: RefSeq, a predicted model, not a curated record